Vigna radiata var. radiata (mung bean) is the source of this 1779-nucleotide messenger RNA. RefSeq lists its product as uncharacterized. Lineage: Eukaryota; Viridiplantae; Streptophyta; Magnoliopsida; Fabales; Fabaceae. The record is from RefSeq and is a predicted model, not a curated record. Bases 526 to 1221 code for a protein of 231 amino acids. The transcript has a single exon.
CAUGUACUCUCAUACUUAUUGAUGUGACAACGACUUAACUGCUUCUGCAACAGGUGUUCUCUUCUCACUAGUAACUCUAAUUAGGAUAUGCUUUAAUUUUUUUAAUAUUUUUCCACCAUAAUUAAAUCAAAUUAAUAGAAAUAUUAAAUAAGAGCAUCCUAAUAGUAAUAUCUAACAAUGGAUCUCCUUUUCCCUCUUAACCCUCUCCUAAAAGCAAAAUAAACCAACCUCUCAACUACCUUAACCACCACCACAAUCUCCCUCUCUACUCUUCCUCUUCUUUCUCUCUCCUAAGGAACAAAAUGCAAAGUCUCUCACCUCUCCAUCUCCUUCCCCAUUCACCAAAAUCCAAACUUUUGAGCAACUAAAUCCUACCCUUUUUCCCAAACAAACAAACAAAACAAAAUCCAACACCCCCACUUCUUCCUUCCUCCCAAAACCCCACCUUUCCCCUUCAAACUCCACAAAAAACACAACCCUAAUUAAAAAAAACCAACCUUUCUUCUAUUCUAGUUUCCACUUUCAAUGUGGCAACCUUGGAACAAACCACGUUCCUCAUCCUUUUCAUGUUCUUCCUUCAAAGACAUUCAAACCCUAAUAUUAGAUGAACCCUCCACCACCAAACCCAAACCCUCAAUUUUCCACCGGGUCACACUCGCCAACAAGCUCCUCCGAGCAUGGUCAAAUCACCCCAAACUUACCUCACGCGCCUCCGACGAAGUCCCACGCGCCUCCCAGCCGCAACCCCUGCCCUCCAUCCCUCGCUCGGAGCAGCGCGUAGUGGUGUACUUCACGAGCCUGCGCGUGGUCCGCGGCACGUUCGAGGACUGCAAAACGGUGCGUUCCAUCCUGCGCGGAUUCCGCGUCGCGCUGGACGAGCGCGACGUUUCGAUGGACUCGGGUUUUCUCGCGGAGCUCCGUCGGGUCACGGGUCGCAAAACGGGUCUGACUCUUCCUCGUGUGUUCGUCAACGGAAGGUACGUGGGUGGUGCCGAGGAGGUACGGUGGCUGCACGAGAAUGGCGAGCUCAGGAAGCUCCUCGAAGGUCUGCCCGCAACAGAUUCUCAUCUUCGCGCUUGCCACGUGUGCGACGAUCACAGGUUCCUGCUGUGCGGGGAAUGUUCCGGUGCGCGCAAGGUAUACGCGGAGAAAGGUGGGUUCAAGACGUGUACCGCGUGCAACGAGAGUGGCCUAAUCAGGUGCAUCUCUUGUUCUUGCUGACCAUGUGCACCUGCACCUCUUUCUCUUUCUCUCUCUCAUGAUUCAUGAUGAUCUUUUUCUCGUCUCAGUGUGUGUGAGAGAGUGACACCUAAUUAAUAAUUAAAAUUAAAAAAAUAGAGAAUGGAGGUGUCAGUUAUGUCAACAAAAAAUAAUAAAACAUUUUUUUUUAACAUUUAAGUGUAGAUUUGUGGAUUAUCUUAUUCAGUUUUAUAGUUUAUGGGCUUGUAAGAAAUGCGUAGGCCCAAUAGGUGUAGAUGAAUGGGAUUUGAGUUUCUGCCUCUGAAAUUGGAGUUUUUUUUGCUAACUUAAACUAUGCUGUUUACUUUACGUAAUCACAUUCUGUUUUUCCUUCGUUUAUAUGUUAUCUUUGAAUAGAAAUCAAACUAAGUUAAUUUAUGUAACAACUAAUAAAUGAUUUCGUUUUUAUCCUCAAAUGUAUGCAAUUAAUAGAAAAAAUGACUCCAAACUUCAAAUUGCUCCUUAGGUAACACUACUUGGCUAUUGUACGCAAACGACAUCGUUUAGUUUGCUCAUAUUAUAUUCUUACAAAUUUUAUUU